Molecule: messenger RNA, 4456 nt
Organism: Rhinichthys klamathensis goyatoka
Lineage: Eukaryota; Metazoa; Chordata; Actinopteri; Cypriniformes; Leuciscidae
Gene: ccser2a
Product: coiled-coil serine-rich protein 2a
Exons: 11
Coding region: 262-3165 (967 amino acids)
Biological process (GO): microtubule bundle formation
Cellular component (GO): microtubule cytoskeleton
Molecular function (GO): microtubule binding
Source: RefSeq, a predicted model, not a curated record
UAACCGAUAGUCUGGAUAAGUGUUCUGGUUAAGGGAAAGCUUUUUCUAAUUUCUUUGGAUUAUUUUAGUAACAUAUUUGCUUUGCAGGAGUAUAACUUUGCUGUUUUAUUGUGUAAUAUGAUGCAAUGUCAGCUGAAUACCCACUGCAUGAGCUGUGAAGUUAACCGGGAACUCUUGAGCAUUGACAUCAUGGAUAGACGCGGAUGAUUUUCAUCGAACAGGUGUUCCUUUCAUGUUUAUCCAUGACUCUGCUGUUUGCUGAUGGAACAGAAGGUCCUCAGUAAGUCCUCAAUGGUUUCCAGACUGCCAAAAUUUGGUGCGCGUCCUGUCAAUGGUACCCCCUCACCCCUUCCCAAUGGUACAACCCAGACUGCGCUCACCCAAGAGAGCAAAAAUCCCCCGGCUAGGCCAAAAGGAGUGGUCAGAGCCUCCUCCUUUUCCAUGAAAUGGAGGAAGUACAGUGAUGGGUCAGUGGACCCUUCAAGCCCAGUCACGGGCAGUAUACCAGAAGAAAAAAAAGAAGUUCGCUCCCUGCAUUCACCAGGAAGUAGGGAGUUAAAAAGCCCUUCUACUCCUGCAACCAAAGUGCGCAGGUCUGCCUCCUCAUUGUCCACCGGAAGCCCCAAACCUGUAGCCAAAUCCCCUAAAUCCAUCCCGAGCCCUAAACCAACGCCCAAAAACACUCAGAUCACCUCCAAAAGUCAGGAAAUAUCCCAAAAAAACUCAAGCUCCAAGCUGACUCAAAAUGGGACAUCAUCUCUGGGGUCUUCACCAGGCCAAGCAGCCUCUUCGGGGCUCCAGCGACCAAGGGCGAACUCUAGCUCUACUCGAAGCACCUCUAGAGACAGCUUGUCCCAGUCCAACGACAGCCUCUCACGCCAGCCUGCCGUGCCUGACUACAUGGUGCGUUCUCAGAGCUUCACCCACUUCAAGCAACUGCCCUCACCAACAUCCGCACCCAUGACUCGAUCCUUUUCUUUCAACAGGGCUGUGGAGCUAGCCAAACCGCUAGCUAAUACCCAGCUGCGUCCUCCGCGAACACUUGGACUUAAAUCUUCCCUGAGCCUCAGCAAGGGCCGGCUAGUGCUCGGUUUAGGGGGCCUGGGUUUUGGAAAGGGGUUAACAGAUAGACUAUCUACUGGGACUCCUUCUUUAGAGAGCUUAACGCCUUCUAAUUCCAUAAAAAGGCCACUUCUGCCUAACUCUGCACUGACAAAGCACUCGUUACAGGCCUACAGGCUAAAUCGACCAAUUGCUGCCAAACCGCAGUGCCCUCUAGUGGUUGGGAGGUACCCUGUGGAGAGUGACGUUAUAACCCUGCCUCUCACUCCAGAGCUGCUCCAUUGUGCCAAAAAGAGUGCAUCAGCUUCUACAGUUUCCUCAGAGGAGCAUGUGACAGAGCCGGGGUUGGAUGGGAACCUCCGCUACUCUGGGGAUGGAACGGAGGACAUGUCUCUCUCCUCUGCAUCUUCUCUUGAGAGGAAUGACACCAGUGAGGAGUUCCUAGAUGACUUUGACAACACAGGGGACCAAUCGCAGAAUGGAAUCCUGCAUAACAAAAUUCCUUUAGCCACACCCACCCAGACACGCCUGCAGAGCUUCUUAAAUGAGACCAUGGACUGGACUGGGAUUGGGCUGGAAGGUGGAAAGGCAGAUUUAAGGGCUGGUGUGCUCCGUGGGCGGCCGCCGCCGCUCAUGUCCCCUGAUGUGGAUCGUCAUGCGGCCUCCUCUCUGGAGCUCUCCCCCUCUAACAGCUCUGGAGGAACAUACAUGUGGGAUGAGGAGGGCAUGGAGCCACUGGGACACAACACGCAUAUACACCGUUGCAGCAGUUAUGAGUCAGACCUCAACAGCAUAGACAUUCUGAACAACUUUGAUAACACUGGAUCAUGUGACCUGGAAGAUGAUGACCUCAUGCUUGAUGUUGAUCUGCCAGAAGACAGGGCCUUACACAAUGAUGGGAUGGCCCACUUUGAGCGCUCUGAAAGGGGGGGCCGGCCGGCUCAAUGGAGGAGGAGACAGCAGAGAUGGAGUGGAAUGGAUCAAGCUCAUAAUGACAACAGGCUGGCCGGGUUUCAUUACGAUGCCUGUCGUACAGGCCAUCGGCCCCUCCAUCCCACAGUUCAGCAUGACAGUCACACGGUGGUGCUAGAUGAGCUCACUUUCAAGCACGUGGCAGAAGACUGUUCGUCUGUCAAAUCACAGCUGCUCAAACUCAAGAGUCUGCUGCAGAUGGAUGAUGGUGAGAUUACUCCAGAGAGUUUGGAUUCCAGUGAAGAUGACAGCAGAGCCAAGCAGAUGGAGGAACUGAUGAAGGAGGUGGCGCAUCUCAGGGAAGAGCUGAAAAAUAAAGAUAAAAUCAUCACACGGCUCACUCAUCAACAGCAUCAAGAAUCUCCGGUGAGAUGUCAGUGUCAUCAGCUGAAGUCAGGGGCCAAAGGUGAGAGAAGAACGCAUCAUGAUAAAUCCACUCAGACGGUGUGGCGACCGCCCCAUCAUCACCCCGCUCCUCAAAUACUUCAGCCCAUCAGUCACAUCCCCAACGAGCCCCUCAUCCAGGGAAAACUAGCAAGAACAGUCCCCACCGGGGGCCACAAUGAUGCCUGCACCGAAGGAGAACAGCCUUCUACGUCCUGUCCUCCAGUCCCCUCCACCGACCCAAUUCUUCCUCCUGCUGGAGAUCCUCACGUGGAGUCUAAAUCUCUUUCUGACCCAGAGGAGCUGAGUUGGUUGCUUAGCACCCACCUUCGCAUACAAGACAACAAUGAGAGUGUCUCACAGUGGGCUGGAGAACAGAUUGUGAGACCGACCCCAGAAAGCCAUCAAAACAAACUCCUGCAAACACCUCAUACCCUGUCCUUCAGCCCGCGUGUCCUGCAGCCUCCACGUCUACACAAACGGGUAACUCUCCCUGUUCUGCCUAUAGGGGGCAGUAGUGGGUCAAACCCAAAACCAGGACCCUCAAUGAACCACAAGGCCCAUCAGCUUCUUCCGCCUCCUCCGUCCAGAGGUUUGCCAUGCUACAGUGCAGGGAACGUCGCCGUGACUCGCGGCCGGCUAUCCCAGCCUUGGCCAGCAGUGGUCAGGAGAGAGGCUGACCCCGAACACAACGCUUCGGUACCACUCGGUAUCUCCACAAGACUUGAAAAGCCAAAGAUCCACUGAGCGUCAGCUGCAGCCAUAAACACUGAUAAGGCUACCUCCCUGAACGCAUGAUCACACAUGCGGCUUGCACUAGAUGGUGUUGUUAGUGGCUAGACAACCUUUUAAGCUAAACAAAGAAGCUAAGCUAUCGCAUCUAACUAUGCAACAAAAAAGUAGUGUCACAAUCAGCGCUUCUGUCGCACAAAACCACUCUUUUGAUUCAGACUAAAAGUCAUUGAUCAUCAUUCCAUAACCACUGAGAAACCUUUACCGCUCACAAUUACAUCAUCCAUACAUAACCAUGUUAAUACAGUUGAGCUUCUCAUGGAUUGAUAAACUGGAGAAAAGGAUGACUGACAGAAAUUCAGACUGCUUGUUUUCCCAAAUUUUGCCCUGUCUUUCAAUGGAAAGCACUAGAGAGCUCAUUUUUUUUUACCGUUACUCAACAAACGUCAAAGAAAGUGCCAUAGAUUGCUUGCGGAGCUUUUUCAAGGCCCUCAGUGUCUGAAUAUUUUCCCAUGCGGCAUGCCCUCUGGACGCCUACUCAUUUAGUGGGUGAAUCUGACAUUUGCAUCACCAACCUCCCGUGGCUUAACUGCGAAAACACACAUAUUAUUGUCUACGCAACCUCCCAGAGCUUGUCGUAGAGACAGAGAAGUCAGUGUCUCAUGACCCACGUCUCAUCUUCAGUUUCCACAGAGAAAACCUGUCAGUCUGCUGUGAUUUGAUCUGUAUGUAGAUUACUUCAUGCCACAUUUCAUAUCCUUGUCUGUGUUCACCACAUAAACACGAAGUCCAAGCUACAAAUUAUUUUUGUUUUUGUUGAAAAAAAAUGUCUUCUCAGUGCUAAAGACUUGCUUUGACGUAAAGACAGUGUUUUGGCAGGAGGGCGCACAUGCCGCUGUCAGUGCUUCCUUUAUUUCCACCUUGGCUUCAGUCGUGAUCAGCAGUUUUUCAUUUUAAUUAGGCUCAUGCCUCCUGUAUUAAUAAGGUUAUUUUUCUUGAUUAUGGAUUAUGGCAUGCUCAAAGCAUUAACUUGCCUUUUCACCCCGCAUUAGUUGCAUACAAAAUUGUUAUAAUUCUUUUGAAUUAUUUAUACAUUAUAAAGAUGUUUACAGUUAAAACGGCUUUAUUAAGCUGUUCAGUCUGCUCCAAUGCUGCAGGAUUAACAUUUUUGCCUUGUCUUUGGCACAGAAAUACUCUUGCAGAGACUUGAGCGAGUUCUUAAUUUUUGGAAAAGAUUUUCGUCUUGAUUUUGCACUAACUUAUUUUUGACUUUGCAAGCAAUGAUAAAUAAAAAACAAAACAAAAA